This is a messenger RNA of Sphaeroforma arctica JP610, 1997 nucleotides long. RefSeq lists its product as hypothetical. The transcript is spliced from 3 exons. The record is from RefSeq and is a predicted model, not a curated record. The coding region runs from base 102 to 1439 and encodes 445 amino acids. Lineage: Eukaryota; Ichthyosporea; Ichthyophonida. Gene Ontology annotation, molecular function: oxygen binding; heme binding.
AGGCCCACCAGCGAGCAACGAGACUAACAACCUUAGCAAGUGUUACAGCGGGUUAAAGAAACACGGUGACUGAUGUCCUCUGAACAUUUAGUUAGAUCAAUAUGUUGGCACCAGCAAGCCUACCAGUACUUGAAAUGAAGAAGCUACAGUUGAACGAUUCAAAAAAUCAACAAACCAAAAGCAAAAGGACAAAGAGCCAACAGACGUCGACCACAUCGCUCGACGCCGACUCGCUGACGUUCUCUGAGAUACACAAAACUGUACUCAGAGAAGUGGCAUCAGAGACAUUUACGAAAACCUAUGAGAACACAGACACCUAUGAUAGUUCUACAGAGGAUACUCUUGUUUCACCGACAGGCAAGAAGUCCUUCGCCAGCGAUGCAGGUCUUAAGGAGGGCUCUAGUAGUCUAAUCAAAUUAAAGCGUUUUUUUGUGCCACCACUGCCGCGUAAACAGAAAAACAAAGCAACCUCUUCCGACAACAGCAAUGCUUCAUUUCUAUCACACAGCGACUGUUUGCGCGUAAGGCGUACAUGGAAGAUGGCGUGUCUGCCGAAGUCCCCCCAGGAUGUUUUUCCGCUCUUGCAGUUUUCUGAGCAGUUCUAUGGUACCGUAGCGGUGUUGGAGCCAAGAAGUAAGGCGUUGUUUACCAAUUUUCUUGUGAGGAGUGGCAAGUUGACGAUGAUGUUACAUCUGAUUGUAUCAGAGGUAGAGGCAAUGGUAAUGGAUAACAAACUUGAGCACAGCAAAAGGUGUCGGGAGCGCAUCAAGCGCGUACUAUACAAGCACAAGCAAGCUAGCAUCGACACUGACAUAUUAAUUAAGGGGGGCAAGGCCCUGCUGCAGGCAUUGAUUGCGCGGUUGGGGAGCACGUUCAAGUGGACCUGUCUGCUCUGUGCCAAGAGUACACCCUGCACCUGCCAGUCUAGCGUAGGAGUACACGCGGACAAAGACAAUGUGCGCGUGGGGAUCAAGCAGUACACAUCAGCGUACUCUGCGGAUAACAUACGCCUGCCGUUGGAGAAGGACGAUGCUGCGUCGUGGAUGUUGGUGUAUGCGACUAUAGUGUACAUAUUAGAGAAUAACGGCAAGUACUCAUUCAAUGCCGAGCAGAAGACCCGGGUGUACGAUAUCUGCACCGAGAUUGACCUGGGAUUGGCCCGAUAUAAACUGGGCAUCCGGCCCACACCCCACAAAACAGGUUACAACGUGUUCCCAAUCAACCCGUUCCCAAUCAAUCGCAUGGGCGCGUGGUUGUCCAGAAGCGCCUCCAUCAGCCCCACAAAGGGCUUAGGGGAAGAUAGUGUCCCCGAGUUUUCGGAUUCGGACUUUCUAGGUCCAGACUCUGAGCGUGAACGCACACCCAGCAAUCCAGAGCUACAGGGCAUGCAGCGCAACAGAAAGGGACCAAUGCCACUAUACCGCUCAAUGGACGGCUGAUAGGUAGAUAGAUGGAUGGAUAGAUAGAUAGAUAGGCUAGGCGAACCUACUACUAGCUUACUACUAGGCUUACUACUAGACUUACUACUAGACUCACUACUAAGUUUACUACUAGACUUACUACUAGACUUACUUAAUAGACUCACUACUAAGUUUACUACUAGACCUACUACUAAACUCACUACUAGACUUACUAGUAGGGGAGGGGGCGGAUUACGCAGAAGGGAAAUAACGCUGUAGUUACAAACGCGCUCAUUUGAAACACGGCAGCAAGUCGUGUAAAGAUGGGGCAAGCAAGAGCUGUGUAGUGAGCAAUCGAGCAAUACACUAAAACAUGCAGCCAUACACAGAGGUCACACCCCGAAACCCAAGGUACAAGAACCCGAGCUAUGCGAAAUGGGUAUAGCCUUCUAAAUUAGACUGGUUAUGAAAUGGGUGCUUGUCUACGAUAAUUUAGUUGGGGAAGGCCUUGGGCGCUGAUAACCUUCUAAGUUAGAAAUUAUCGGCAACGCAAUGUCAAUUCUGCAAAGAAAAAUAAAGAACGACAUACUGUACGUG